Messenger RNA from Mugil cephalus (flathead mullet), 7381 nucleotides. RefSeq names its product ATP-binding cassette, sub-family C (CFTR/MRP), member 9 (gene abcc9). The record is from RefSeq and is a predicted model, not a curated record. Bases 613 to 5412 code for a protein of 1599 amino acids. The transcript is spliced from 43 exons. Gene Ontology annotation, cellular component: membrane. NCBI's taxonomy places the organism in Eukaryota, Metazoa, Chordata, Actinopteri, Mugiliformes, Mugilidae. Gene Ontology annotation, biological process: transmembrane transport; potassium ion transport. Gene Ontology annotation, molecular function: ATP hydrolysis activity; ABC-type transporter activity; sulfonylurea receptor activity.
AACCAUCAUAAACACCAUAUGUUCAUGGAUCAUUGUCAUCAUCGCGACUUCUCAAUUUUCCAAACUUUGCUAAAAUGACUUCUUCUUUUACUUUAUAAUUAAAUCAGGUUCCUGUGUUGCAGCUCAGGUGAACACACUAACCCAGCCUUUGUUAAUGUCUUCGUUCUCAGCCUCGUUUCCUCUCAUCACUAACCUCACACGGAGCCGUAUUAUAUCAUCUUGGUGCAGGUGUCUUUCUUUGCUCACUUUUCUUCUUUACACACAAACAACAACAACGUGCUACACAACACGCGGCUUUAAUGUGACCUAUUUUUUUUUUUUUUUUUUUUUUUUCCAUGCACUAAUAAUAAUUUCGCUGCAUACAACCAGCUAACGUCCCUGUCAGUGCGUCUGCCUUCGCUGUGCUGCGUUUGCGGCGUUUCCAUGCGAACAGGCGGAAUCUGAAGAGAAACCCGCAGCCAGAAUCAAGGCACCGAACCGGAGAGGACGCACGAAGGAGCCCAGGCACCCUGCGCCAGCAUCGGACUCCCGGAAUGAAAGGCUGUCAGUGAGGAUUAUUUCUUUACUCCGAGAUUGACUGAGGGCUUGUGUGGAGCAGCUGGGUUUGGUGGCAUGGCCUUGUCGUUUUGUGGCAACAACAAGGAUAUCAAUCCCUACAGUGUGGAGAAUGGCACGCUGAACAAUGGCUGCUUUGUGGAUGCUCUCAACCUGGUUCCACAUGUCUUCCUGCUCUUCAUCACCUUCCCCAUCCUCUUCAUCGGGUGGGGCAGUCAGAGCUCUAAGGUGCAGAUCCAUCACAACACAUGGCUUCAUUUCCCCGGCCACAACAUGAGGUGGAUCCUCACCUUCCUCCUGCUGUUCGUGCACGUGUGCGAGUUUGCAGAAGGCAUCGUCUCCAACAGUAGGGUGAUGUCAACCAACCACCUGCAUCUCUUCAUGCCAGCGUUCAUGGGGUUCGUAGCGGCCACAACAUCCGUAGUCUACUACCACAACAUAGAGACAUCCAACUUUCCCAAACUGCUGCUUGUCCUUUUCAUAUACUGGGUGUUGGCGUUCAUCACCAAGUCCAUCAAGCUUUGGAAGUUUGCAGAGUUCAACGUUGGGCCACAGCACCUCAGGUUCUGCAUCACAGCGCUGUUGGUGGUUUUGUAUGGGCUGCUGAUGGGCGUGGAGGUCAACGUCAUCAGAGUCAGGAAAUACGUCUUUUUUGCCAACCCCCAGAAAGUGAAGCCGCCAGAAGAUUUGCAGGAUUUAGGGGUUCGCUUUCUGCAGCCAUUUGUCAACCUGCUGUCCAAGGCGACAUAUUGGUGGAUGAAUCCUCUCAUCAUUGGAGCCCAUAAGAGGCCUAUAGAGCUGAAGAAGAUCGGCAAGCUGCCCAUCGCCAUGAGAGCCCUCACCAACUACCUGCGGCUAAAAGACGCCUACGAGGAUCAGAGGACGGCCGAGGACCCGGACCGACCGCCGUCAAUCUGGCGCUCCAUGUAUCGAGCGUUUGGCCGGCCCAUCCUGCUCAGCAGCACCUUCCGCUACCUGGCAGACCUGCUCGGCUUCGCUGGGCCCCUCUGCAUCUCGGGCAUCGUGAAGCACCUGAAGACUAAAGACGAUGUGGCAACAGCAGACAAGAUGAAGGACACCUAUUUAGGCGUCUACUUCAUGUCUUCCACCGAGCUCCUGCAGAACAGUUCAGUCCUGGCUGUUCUCCUCUUCCUGGCUUUGGUCCUACAGAGAACCUUCCUACAGGCCUCCUACUACGUCACCAUAGAAACAGGCAUCAAUCUGCGGGGGGCUCUGCUGGCGAUGAUUUACAACAAAAUCCUGCGUCUAUCCACUUCCAACAUGUCCAUGGGUGAGAUGACACUGGGGCAGAUCAACAACCUCGUCGCCAUAGAGACCAACCAGCUGAUGUGGUUCCUCUUCCUCUGUCCCAACCUGUGGGCCAUGCCUGUACAGAUUGUGAUGGGAGUGAUUCUGCUCUACUACCUGUUGGGAUGGAGCGCCUUGGUCGGAGCGUCCGUCAUAGUUCUCCUGGCUCCGGUCCAGUACCUCAUAGCUACAAAGCUGGCGGACACGCAGAAAAGCACACUAGAACACUCUACAGAUCGCCUGAAGAAGACCUCAGAGAUCUUAAAGGGUAUCAAGCUGCUGAAGCUGUACGCGUGGGAAAACAUCUUCUGCGACAGCGUUGAGGAGACCAGAGGGAAAGAGCUCACCAGCCUCAAGACGUUUGCUUUCUACACGUCCAUGUCGAUUUUCAUGAACGCUGCUAUCCCCAUUGCCGCCGUCCUUGCGACUUUUGUGAUGCAUCACUUCCUUAAUAAAACCGGUCCGACUCCUUCCGAGGCCUUCGCUGCUCUGGCGCUGUUUCACAUCCUGGUCACGCCGCUCUUCCUGCUCUCCACGGUGGUCAGAUUUGCUGUCAAGGCGCUGGUCAGUGUCCAGAAGCUCGGUGAGUUUCUUCAGAGCGACGAAAUUGGCGACGACAGCUGGAGAAACGGCGACAUUUCGGUUUCCUUGGAACCAGGGAAGAAACACCUGGGGAUGACCAAAGCCAUCAACAGGAAGCAGCCGAUGCGCUACCAGAUGGACAACUACGAGCAGCCGACCAGGCGUCAGAUGAGACCCACGGAGACAGAGGAUGUGGCUGUAAAGGUGAGCAACGGAUCGUUCACAUGGGGCAACAAUCUGGUGACGCUGUCAGACAUCAACAUCCGCAUCCCCACCGGUCAGCUGACAAUGAUUGUCGGCCAGGUGGGUUGUGGGAAGUCCUCCCUGCUGUUGGCCAUGCUUGGCGAGAUGCAGGCCGUUGACGGAAGAGUCUACUGGAGCAAGCUGCCUCAUUGUGAGAUGAUCAACGAGGGGAACAUAAGUUGGUCAGGGACAGAGGAGUCUGAGGAGGACAUCCGGAGCAAGAACAGAUACUCUGUGGCCUACGCCGCCCAGAAGUCCUGGCUGCUCAACGCUACGGUGGAGGAAAACAUCACGUUUGGCAGCCCUUUCAACAAACAGAGGUACAAAGCGGUGAUUGACGCCUGCUCUCUGCAGCCAGACAUCGACCUGCUGCCUUUCGGAGACCAAACAGAGAUCGGAGAGAGGGGCAUCAACCUGAGUGGAGGCCAGAGACAGAGAAUCUGCGUGGCCAGGGCCCUCUACCAAAACACCAACAUUGUCUUCUUGGACGAUCCGUUCUCUGCGCUGGACAUCCACCUCAGCGAUCACCUGAUGCAGGAAGGAAUCCUCAAGUUUCUGCAAGACGACAAACGGACAUUGGUCCUCGUCACCCACAAACUGCAGUACCUCAUACAUGCAGACUGGAUUAUAGCCAUGAAGGACGGCUCCGUGCUGAGAGAGGGAACUCUGAAGGACAUUCAGACUCAUGAUGUUGAACUCUAUGAUCACUGGAAAACGCUGAUGAACAGACAGGACCAGGGGCUAGAGAAGGACAUACAGCAGGACAGUCAAACAACUCUCGAGAGGAAGACUCUGAGGAGGGCUUUCUACUCCAGAGAGGCCAAGAACCAAAUAGAUGAUGAGGACGAAGAGGAAGAAGAGGAGGAGGAAGAUGAUGACAACAUGUCCACGACCACCAACAGACGAUCAAAGAUCCCAUGGAAGAUGUGCUGGUGUUACCUGUCCUCUGGUGGUUUCUUCAUGGUCUUCCUCAUGGUUUCCUCCAAACUCCUCAAGCACUCAGUUAUUGUUGCCAUUGAUUACUGGUUGGCACUCUGGACUUCCUCCAAGACCGAACAGAGCACGGAUGCAGGAACAGACCUGUUCACUGGAACCAGUCCGGCCAACAGCAGCAACAUCACACUUCCUACCCCUGGUACCCUGGAGGCCGAGAAGGACUCCUACUACCUGCCGGUGUUUAUCAUCCUGUGUGCGGCUGGAAUCACUUUGUGCCUCAUCACCUCCCUCACCGUGGAGUUUCUGGGUCUUUCGGCAGCAACCAACCUUCACCACAACCUGCUCAACAAGAUCAUCCACGCGCCAAUCAGGUUCUUUGACAUCACUCCUUUGGGUCAGAUCCUCAACAGAUUCUCAGCUGACACCAACAUCAUUGACCAGCAUAUUCCUCCGACGCUGGAGUCUUUGACGAGGUCAACGCUGCUGUGUUUGUCUGCCAUCGGGGUCAUAGCCUCCAUCACUCCAGCCUUUCUGAUCGCCUUGGUUCCCCUGGCGGUGGCCUUCUACUUCAUUCAGAAGUACUUCCGGGUCGCCUCCAAGGACCUCCAGGACCUCGAUGACUCCACACAGCUUCCUCUCCUCUGCCACUUCUCUGAGACGGCUGAAGGCCUCACCACUAUACGAGCGUUCAGACACGAGGCUCGUUUUAAACAGCGCAUGCUGGAGCUGACGGACACUAAUAACACCGCCUACCUGUUUCUGUCCGCCGCCAACCGCUGGCUGGAGGUCCGAACGGACUACCUCGGAGCAGUGAUAGUGCUGACAGCUGCAGGAGCCUCGAUAUGGAGUUUACGUUACAAUAAUCCCGCUGGAGGUCUGGUGGGCCUCGGCCUCACCUACGCCCUCACCGUCACUAACUACCUGAACUGGGUUGUGAGGAACCUGGCAGACCUGGAGGUUCAGAUGGCGGCUGUGAAGAAGGUCAACAGCUUCCUCAGCACAGAGUCGGAGAACUACGAGGGAUCCAUGGACACCUCUCAGGUGCCCGAGAACUGGCCCCACGACGGUGAGAUAAAGAUCCAGGACCUGUGUGUGCGCUACGAUCCCAUGCUCAAACCAGUGCUGAAACACGUCAACGCGUGCAUCAAACCAGGCCAGAAGGUGGGAAUCUGCGGUCGUACGGGCAGUGGGAAGUCCUCGCUGUCGUUGGCAUUUUUCAACAUGGUGGAUAUUUUUGAAGGGAAGAUCAUCAUCGACGGGAUCGACAUCUGUAAACUCCCUCUGCCGACUCUCAGAUCGCGACUCUCCAUCAUCCUCCAGGAUCCCGUGUUGUUCAGUGGAUCGAUAAGGUUUAAUCUCGACCCGGAGAGGAUGUGCACUGAUGACCGACUCUGGGAGGCGCUAGAGAUCGCUCAGCUUAAGAAUAUGGUAAAAACGUUGCCUGGAGGACUAGAUGCGGUCGUGACAGAAGGCGGAGAGAACUUCAGCGUCGGGCAGAGGCAGCUCUUCUGUUUGGCUAGAGCGUUCGUCCGAAAGAGCAGCAUCCUCAUCAUGGACGAAGCCACGGCAUCUAUAGACAUGGCCACGGAGAACAUCUUACAGAAGGUUGUGAUGACGGCAUUUGCGGACAGAACGGUUGUAACAAUCGCGCACCGUGUCCACACCAUCCUCACAGCCGAUCUCGUCAUUGUGAUGAAGCGAGGCAACAUCAUGGAGUAUGACAAACCCGAGACUCUUUUGGAGCAGGAGGACGGGAUGUUUGCUUCAUUCGUCAAAGCCGACAUGUAGACGUACACAACUUCUGUUGUAGCGACUGUUCUGGACUCUUUUUUUGGUUUUUAUACUGAAUUAUCUCCUCGAUGAGAUCUCUGUGAGACGACAACACUCCCGGGAAGCAAAUGAUGUUUUUUUUGUUUGUUUGUUUUUUUAAGGAGAAGCUUCUCUUCUGGAGGAAAAAGUCAGAAACCACCAUCAACACUCUGAGAUAUAUGUCUACAAGCCAUUUAUUAUUCAAAAAUAUUUCAUGCUGACAUUGUAGUUAGCAAACCUGAAGUUAUAAAUAAGAAUUAAAAAUAUUUCUAAAGAAAGUAGGAGUUGAUGCUGACGAUUCCUCCGAGUAAAAGAAUACCAUAUUUUCUCAUUUGUCUGAAGGUAAGUCAGGUAAUUUAUAGGGUUUUCGCCCAGUAUUUACUUUCUUUUUAAAACAAUAAAAAUAUAUACAGAAUGCACGAGAAGCGAAAAAAUUUGUUCUUGCUCUCGAGGUGAGCAAGAACAAGAACAAAGUUGGUUCUGGGCGUCCAGGGCAUUUAAACUUUACGAGAAACUCACACAAUAUUAGAUGGUGUCUAACAGAGUUGUUUAUUGACCAGUUUGAACUUUUGGGUCAUUUUAUAUUGAUAGAAUUUUUAAUUAUCUUUUAACUAUCUUAUAAAUAUUUGUUACCUUUUUGUAUUACACACAACCUGUAUCAGUUUAUACUCUAUAGCACUUACAUUAUGCAAUAAGAAAGGGAGAAAACAUUUAUUUAAUUGUUUUGUUUUUUAAGGUGAAUGAAAUUUUUGUUUUGUUUUGAUUUGUUUUGUUUUUGCAGCGUUGCUCUCUCCGUUGAGAAUUCUAAUCUCUUUAAUAUUUUACACAACUUUUUUUAAUCAUAAAUUCAGCCGUAGAGGUGACGCUGAUUACUGCAUUGUUUGAAGUUUUAAACUUCAAAUCCAACUCAAGACAUCUGUGAGGCCUCAGACCUCCCGGGAUCUUACUUAUCUUAUCUUGAGUCACCACCAAGAGGUUGAACUGUUUCGUCUCGGCAGGAAACUUCGGUGUAAAGAAGGUGGAAGUGUACCAGAAAUAAAUAUAAAGCUUUAUCUUUUUUUUUUUCUUCUGGGAAAAAUACAUAUCAAGCUCAGAUUGGGUCCUAAAUUCACAAUGUUUCCCAUUUUCCUGAAUGAAAAUCAAACAAAAUAAAUGUUUGUCAUAACAUUAUGACCACCUUGCUAAAUGCAAAACCCCCCCCAAAAUUUUGAUUAAGUAGGGACCCCCUACCUUCUAUACUGAACUUGGCCUAUUCAUUCACUAUAAAGCUGUUCAAAUAAUACACAGGUUCAAGUAUUAUUAUUAUUAUUAUUUUUUUUUGUUUUACUUCAAAUAUGUGCAACAGUAGGGUGGCCAGGCAACUGCUGUGAACAUAAAGAUAACUGACUGGUGUGUGUUUAUAUAUAUAUAUAUAUAAUAAUAUGCGGCCUCGUGAUUGGCUCAGGAGUGAAGGGGCGGGGCCUACAAUGUACAGGAGGUUUAGAUUGACAGGUCUAGUGUGGUGCUCUAAUUUACUGAAAUUACUUAAUAAAAGAUAAAAUAAAUAAAUAAAUAAACGUAUAUUAAAACUUUCGCAUCUCAGUAUCUCUGUUUUAAAUAAAAUGUAUAUCUUAAAUAUUAAAUAUGUUGCAUAUUUUCGCAGCCACAUGAUUUGUAAAGACAAAUAAGGACAUGUUUAAUAAUAAUAAUAUAUUCAAUCAAAAUUAUCUUCAACUGGUGACUUAUUUUGUGUUUAUAAGAAUAUAAAUUUGACUUUUUGUUGUUUUAAAUGAUACUCAGUGAAGUAUACUCUCUAAAUUAGGAAGUUUUAACUUUGAAAAUUAAUACUGAAUCAUCCAAGACACACACACCAAAGUUCUGACGUCUUCUGCCUCCAUUUAUCCCUUCACUAAAAUAUGUUGCAUUCAUCUUAAUGUGUAUUUAAAUAAAUUUAAAUUUGUAUAUAUAU